AUGGCUUCUUUGCCGAAAAGAGAGGAUGUAAAUUUGAUGCUUGAAGCAGACAAACCCCAUUUUUUCAAGAUAAUUCUUCAAGAUUCCAUUCGUGGUGGGAAGCUUAUGAUUGGAUCAAUUCCCAAUAUUACAAUAAAUCUUGAGAAAAGAUAUUAUUCCAUAGAUGCCUUAAGAGCACUUGAUUUUGCAGCUACAGAGGGAAAUGAGGAACAAAGAUUAGAUGGGGUUAUGGUGAGAAAACAAUCAUUGACAGCUGAAGAAAAGGCGAAUUCACUUCAGAGAGCAAAUAUAAAUUUUAAAUCAGAAAAUCCUUUCUUCAUUAUUGCAAUGCAGCCAUCAUAUGUUCAUCCUGGAAAGAAACUGGCUAUACCAAAUGCCUUUAGCAGGAAAUAUUUCAAACAGAAGCGUGGUGCGGCUGCCCUGAGUACUUUUGAGGGUAAAACUUGGUCUGCGGAGUUCUACUACAUAGUGCACAAGGGAAGAACAUCAGCUAAACUGCUUAAUGGUUGGAAGAAAUUUGCACAAGAAAAUCACUUGGAAGUUGGUGAUGUUUGUGCCUUUGAACUCAUUAAUCAAACCAAAAUUACAUUCAAAAUUACUAUUUUUAGACAUGAUCAAGGAAACAAGAAGCAACCGGUCGGUGAAAAAAGUAAUAGCAGGGAGAAGUUUAUCCAAGAGUACCCUUCAUGUUCAAAUCUUUGUGUUGCUAUUAAAGCUGCUAAAGAGUUCACAUCAAUUCAUCCAUUCUUCAAAGCUGUAAUUACAGCAAGCCAUCUAGGACGGGCCAAUGUGCAUGUACCGCACGAUUUCUUAAGCGAGAUGCAACAAAGCAAAGAGAAAGCAAAAUUGCAGGUGGGAAAUAGACGGUGGGAUGUGAAGUUGAAUCUCUAUGCAAAUAAAAUGAAACACAGAGGCGUGUUAUCUGCUGGAUGGUGUCAAUUUGCGAGAGAGAAUUCUGUGCAAGUGGGAGAUGUUUGUGUGUUUGAGCUGAUUGACAAUCAAGCUGUGGUUAUGAAGGUCUCCAUUUUUAGGAAUGUCCAGUAA
This is a messenger RNA of Jatropha curcas, 1044 nucleotides long. Lineage: Eukaryota; Viridiplantae; Streptophyta; Magnoliopsida; Malpighiales; Euphorbiaceae. The record is from RefSeq and is a predicted model, not a curated record.